UUUAAAUUCAACAACAAAAUGAAGUGUUUAAAUUCCUAUAUUCUUCUUGUGCUGGGGCUUUCAACCUUUUUGAAAAAUAACGUGACUGCUGAGCCUCUGCGAAAUUGUUCACUUAUAAAUUUAGAAAAAUUUAUACUUUACAUUUACGAUUUAAGUUAUGGCUUGAAAAUGGCGGAUUAUCGUAGUGUCGCAGAUUUGGAAACGAAAACUGUUCGUCAAUUUUUGGCCGAUCUUCAAGGAACACAACAAUAUUCGGCAUUUAGCUCGCAAGCCGCUUGGGUGAAAGUAACAAGUCAAAAUGAGGAAGGCGAACCUUUUUCUAAUGUUUCUUUGGACACUCCUUUGUGUGAAGUAAUUGAUGCAUCGAGAAAUGGAAACUCAACUCAAGUUCAAUAUGUUUUAUAUGUAGGCAAAUACUCAAUUUCGCUGCAGAAUCUGACAAAGAGAUUUAUGAAAGGCCUUAUUUACGACAAACAAACCAGCUUCUUUAAGUUGGGUGCCUUAUCGCCCAUUACACUCGACAAAAAUUUUCAACCCAAGCAAUUAUUUCCUGCAAACAUGAUUUACUUGACUCAGCGGAAAAUAGCCAGCACCAAUGCAUCCAAUACAUUUGAGUUUAAAAAUUUCUUAGCUGUAAUUUCUUCAAUUAUCAUACCUAAGCAAAGUGAAAAGUACCUUAAUGAUAUAAUAAUGGGAUACGGUGUUGUGUCGCUUAUGAAUGUAAAAUCAGAAUUGCUUAUCGAUGAAAACCAAAUCGAACUAAAUUCGGACUUCCGCGAUAAACUCUAUGAGGCUGCCAACAAGAAUAAUCUAACCAAUGUGGAGCGUGCAAUGGAAAUAAUCGAAGUAUUAAAUAAUUUUGGUUGGUAUGUCACAAAUCACUUUGUUCUUGGUGGAAGAUUCGAUGUUUCUGUAAAGUUAAUUAAAAAAAGAAAUUCUGCCGUUUCGCAAUAUGAAAUUUUAAAAACUAUUGAAAUGAAAAUUGAUAACCAAUGGCGUGGAAAUAACACACAAUUUACUAAAAAAGAAAAUGUGACUACCACGUUGGAUGGGGCGAAAGAUAUGCAGUCGUACAAAGAUAACCUAGAUGACCAACAAAAAUGGAAAAUAAUUUCUUUGAAAAACACUAUACCCUCUUGUAAGUUUCUUUUCAAGAAUGAUGCCCACUUGAUGGGUGAAAUAAGACGCUUGAUUAUCACCCACGCCCAUUUACCAAAUAUUAAAAAACUGCAACCAAACGUUAAUAUGGUACAGUAUGUCAAUGAUUUGUGGUCAAAAUACAUUAAACCUUUUUAAGUAAGGCAACGAUUAUAAAAAAAAAAAAAAAUUAUAUAUUAAUUA
Molecule: messenger RNA, 1341 nt
Organism: Drosophila willistoni
Lineage: Eukaryota; Metazoa; Arthropoda; Insecta; Diptera; Drosophilidae
Exons: 2
Coding region: 19-1296 (425 amino acids)
Source: RefSeq, a predicted model, not a curated record